Molecule: messenger RNA, 795 nt
Organism: Arabis nemorensis
Lineage: Eukaryota; Viridiplantae; Streptophyta; Magnoliopsida; Brassicales; Brassicaceae
Source: the annotation of a GenBank genome assembly
AUGCCAGCUAAAAAAGAGAUGAUUAGACUUGCAGACCUAGAAAGAAAAGCCGUGAAUGACACAUUUGUCAUCUUGUCUGACAUAUGGCUGGAUGACCAAGAGGUUCUCGGGAAGCUGGAAACUGUUCUGGAUGGUUUUAAAAGACUGGAGAUAGUGCCCUCUUUGUUUGUUUUCAUGGGAAACUUUUGCUCUCGCCCUUGCAACUUAUCGUUCAGUUCUUAUUCAAGCUUGAGGAAGCAGUUUGGUAAACUUGGAGAAAUGAUUGGAAAACAUUCACGGCUAAAAGAAAACAGUCGGUUUUUAUUUAUUCCAGGCCCUGAUGACGCAGGUCCCUCGACAGUCUUGCCAAAGUGCCGUUUACCAAACUAUUUAACCGAAGAGCUUCAACAAGUUAUUCCCAAUGCGAUAUUCUUAAGCAAUCCUUGCAGAGUGAAGUUCUACAACAAGGAGAUUGUGUUCUUCCGACAAGACCUUCUGAACCGGAUGCGCAGUUCAUGCUUAAUAACUCCUUCCUCAGAAGAAACUAAUGACCCAUUUCAACACCUUGUCUCCACAAUAACUCAUCAGAGUCAUCUAUGUCCCCUACCUCUCUUGGUGCAGCCCAUCAUUUGGAACUAUGAUCACUGUCUUCGACUGUACCCAACUCCUCAUACGAUUGUAUUAGGUGACAAUAGUGAGCAAAAGGUGGUCAAACUUGAAGGAACAACAUGUUUCAAUCCAGGCUCCUUUUCAACUGAUAGGACCUUCGUAGUUUAUCGACCUUCUACACAAGAAGUCGAACUCUCUGCUCUGUGA